Messenger RNA from Carlito syrichta (Philippine tarsier), 525 nucleotides. RefSeq names its product NADH:ubiquinone oxidoreductase subunit S6 (gene NDUFS6). The record is from RefSeq and is a predicted model, not a curated record. Gene Ontology annotation, biological process: mitochondrial electron transport, NADH to ubiquinone. The transcript is spliced from 4 exons. The coding region runs from base 27 to 401 and encodes 124 amino acids. NCBI's taxonomy places the organism in Eukaryota, Metazoa, Chordata, Mammalia, Primates, Tarsiidae.
GCGCGGGUCAAGGGUCGACCGCCAAGAUGGCAGCGGCGGUGACCUUCUGCCGGCUGCUGCGCCGGAGCGGCGCGGCGGCGCGGAGCCUGCCCAGGGCCGCCAGGCGCUUCGGGGUGCGGACCUCGCCGACUGGGGAGAAGGUCACGCACACCGGCCAGGUUUAUGAUGACAAAGACUACCGGCGAAUUCGGUUUGUUGGUCGACAGAAAGAGGUGAACGAGAACUUUGCCAUCGACCUGAUAGCCGAGCAGCCUGUGAGCCAGGUGGAGAGCCGGGUGAUCGCGUGCGACGGCGGCGGGGGAGCCCUCGGCCACCCGAAGGUGUACAUCAACUUGGACAAAGAGACCAAGACUGGGACCUGUGGCUACUGUGGGCUCCAGUUCACACAGCACCACCACUAGCACAAGUGCCCGUGGCCUGCGGCGUGCGUGGCCCUGUGGGGAGGAUGAGCGUGUGGCAACCCUGGCUCUGGGAAGGAUGUCCUCGUGUUCCUCAUGCUGAAUAAAGGGUGUUGUAGUCAUGGUU